Molecule: messenger RNA, 2894 nt
Organism: Varroa destructor (honeybee mite)
Lineage: Eukaryota; Metazoa; Arthropoda; Arachnida; Mesostigmata; Varroidae
Gene: Cbp80
Product: Nuclear cap-binding protein subunit 1
Biological process (GO): mRNA export from nucleus; nuclear-transcribed mRNA catabolic process, nonsense-mediated decay
Cellular component (GO): nuclear cap binding complex; nucleus
Molecular function (GO): RNA cap binding; protein binding; mRNA binding
Source: RefSeq, a predicted model, not a curated record
UCGAACGCCGGCGGCUUGUUCGUGCUGCUGAUUCUAUUGUUGUUAUAGGUGCCGCGGUCGCAAAUUUAUCGCCGUGUCGUAUUAUAGCUGUUGUUGUGCGUUAAACAGGAAUGACCAGUGUGUAAUUUGUGUCAUCUUUAAACCAAACGAAACUCGAAUAUGAGCCGUCGGAGGUCAUAUGAAGAUGAUGAUGACGAUGAUCUUCGCUACAGAAAGCGAAGGCGCGUUGUGUCAGAACCUCGUGAAAUUGAAAACAAACUCGAGUCAUUAAUUUUGCGAGUUGGCGAAAAGAGUACUUCUUCGCUAGAGUCCAACUUGGAACAAUUAUCGGGAGUUUUAUUCUCGGAUUUAUCCAGUUUCAAGGCCAAUGUUUUGAAAAUUCUCGUCGAUUGUGCACAGAAGAUGCCUGAAAAGACGUCAAUCUACUCAACACUAGUUGGAUUAUUGAACGCCAAAAGCUAUUCCUUUGGUGGUGAGCUCGUUGAAACAUUAGUGCGAGCCCUUAAAGAGGCGCUUAGGGCUGCUGAAUGGGACACAGCCCGUAAUUGUGUCCGCUUCUUAGCUGACCUCGUUAACUGUAAGGUCGUCGAUAUUGCAUCCCUUGUCACCCUAUUGGAGAACUUUAUCUCGGUCACAGCUGAAGAGAAUACCCCACAGGUUCGUUCGGACUGGUACGUAUUGUGCGUGCUUUCAUGUUUACCGCUUGUGGGACGGGAACUCCAUGAAAGAAGAGAACAGGAACUCGAUCGGUUAUUGCGCCUUAUUGAUGCCUACAUCUCGCGAAGGAGUAAAACUCACGUUCCUGCGCUUAUGGUUUGGAGUUCGGACAGCCCUCACAUGCAAGAAGAGUACUUGGAUUGUCUUUGGUCCGCCAUUUGCAAGAUGCGCAGUGAUAAAUGGGCAGAAAAUCAUUUGGCAAGACCGUACCUUGCUUUCGAUGGAGUCCUCUCGGAAGCACUCCAACACAGUCUCGCUACUGUGGCUCCACCACCGCACUCGCCUGAAACACACUAUCCCUUUCCUUGGGUAGUGUUUAGGCUUUUCGACUAUACCGACUGUCCGGAGGGUCCGCCACUUCCCGGUGCACACUCAAUCGAGCGCUUCCUAAUCGAAGAACACCUUCACAGGCUUAUUCGAGUGCAUCACCUCGAGCGCAAGAGUUGCGCUGCUGCUCUUCUCUCGUUUCCCGGAAAGUCCAAGGUUCCGUUCGAGUACAUGAUAACUGAAGUUAUCUUCGCAGAGCUUUUCCAGCUGCCCAACUCACCUCAAAUCGAAAUCUGCUAUGGAAGUCUACUGCUCGAGCUCUGCAAGCUUCAACCGAGCACGAUGCCACUAGUGCUCGCUCAGACAGUCGAACUACUUUAUGAACGAUUAGAGACAAUGAAUGUCAGCUGUGUGGACAGGUUCUGCAGCUGGUUUGCCUACCAUCUUUCAAAUUUCCAGUUUCGAUGGACCUGGGAGGAGUGGCUAGAUGCAGCUGCAUUGCCCCAGUUACACCCGAAACCGAUGUUUGUGCAGGGCGCCUUGGCGAAAUGCCUUCGCCUGUCGUAUCACCAGAGACUUGUUGAGAUCAUUCCAGCUGAGCUUCAGCCGUUUGUGCCUGCGGCGCCUCUACCAGUUAUCAAGUAUGGAGAACAAGCGGCCGAGGAUACUCCCGGUCUAGCUAUAUCUAAAAAAUUGGCUGAAGCCAUUCAAUCACGAUGUACAGAAGAUGAAGCUUUAGAGAUUCUUAAUGAAAUCGACAAUGCCAAAACCCAACAGCAGCUGCAGCCUGGCGGAGGACCAGAUGAAGAUGUUGCAAUGAUGGACACAACGCCGAAUUUGGGAGGCCUGAAGCCAGAACUGCUGAAAAUCGACGUAUUUGUACACACUCUAUUGGCAAUCGCGUGUAAAACAAUGUCACAUUCGUUUGCGGCCAUCGCUAAGUUCCAUUUUGUUAUGAAAAAGCUAGCGGGCCAGGACGCCCCUGAUAGGCAAGUCCAGAUUCUUUUAUCACUCUACGAAAUAUGGAAAAAUCACCCCCAGAUGAUGCAGGGUAUCAUCGACAAACUGCUCAAGACCCAAGUGAUUGAUGCAUCCGCCGUCGCUAACUGGGUUUUCUCCGAAGAACUAAAAGCCGACUUCACGAAGGCAUACCUGUGGGAGAUCCUGCACUCUACAAUUCGUAUCAAAAUCAAACAGGUUAAACGCCUACAGACAGAACUAGAUCAAGCCCGCGCGCGCCGUGACGAUCCCGAAGAAGAUGAACCCCCUCCCCCUGAGGACCUCGAGCGUGCGGAAGAACGACUUGAGACCGCCCAGGGAGAGCUGAAAAAACUUUUUCUUAUCAUACUGCAGAGAUUUAUAAUGUUGUUAACGGAACAUAUUUCGACGAAUGAGGCUGAAGGUGCGGACGUGAGGACGCCAUGGUUCAGGCUAACGCAGGGCAGGCUACUUGAAGUAUUAUUUAGGCAUCAUGAGCAUGUAGCGAACUACAUCUCAACGCUGCAAAGUCUGCUUUUUUCAUCGGAUGUUGACCCGCACAUCCUUGCUGUAUACGAACAGUUCCUUGCGCUUAGGAAUUAACAUCAGCUAAGCCUAAAUAGUGGCUCAAAAAUAACGAAUUUAAUCGAGUAGAUAGAGAGCUUCUGUGCAAACAAUAUCAUUGCGAAUGACAGAGCGGGCAGUAAUGAAGCAUGUUUUAGUACUCUGCAUAAUGCUGGCCAUCGACAAUGCACGCAUUCAUAUAAUUACCAUCGUAUAUAUGUUUACAUCAUUCAAAGUAACAACUAUUAUUGCGUAUAGUAUUAGAGUGAGGACACGGCUCUAUAAGCUAGGAGUAUCGGGAAUUAAGUGAAAAUAUGGACGUAUAAAUAAAGUAACCCAACAGUGAAGCAUUGUAGCUCACUGUUGAA